UUACAACGGGAGAGAAAGACCAGAUCUUUUUGGCGGCAGCUGACUUGUUUCUUUUCGAAUAUAUUCCACUGGUUAUUGGACUGUCAUUAACUAUUAGAAGAGCUACUGAGGUUAAUGGCUUUUUUGCCGAAGCUAAGUCGGUCCUUUUUUGCCGAAGCUAAGUCGGUCAAAGCUGUAUUCAAUCUUUUUCUUUAUCUGCUUGGAGGUCAUGUAUUUGGAGAGUUAUGGUACUCUUUUGCUAUCGAUAAAAUUUUGCAGUGUUGGAGGGAAGACUAUUUUUUGAGGAAGAAUUCUAAACCUGAUUCUUUCCUCUGUCGUGAUAUGCAUAAGAAUAAAGAACAUGUACGUUGUCCUAAAAUAACACAAAAUGUUAGCGAGAUCACAGCGUUUGGAAUAUUCAACGAAGCUAUUAAGUCUGGUAUUGUGGAAAGGAAACCCCAAUUUCUGCGGAAGAUUUUAUACUGUUUUAGAUGGGGCAUGCAAGCUCUCAGGUUGGUACAUGUUCUACUUAUCUCAACAUGCUUAAGAUUGAAGCUCAUUGAAUCUAAUUUCCACUAAUGGUGCUCCCGGCAAAACAGACAUAUCUGACAUCCGAAGAAAAAUCAGUGAAACAAACGGUAAAGCAGUGGAUGUCCCUCAAGAAGCUCUCCGAAAAUCUGCAAAAGAAAGUGAUAAAAAAUUUACAGCUAGACAAAGGACAAGAAACCAAAAUUCUUCACAUAGAAACUUUUUUUCAAUGUUCUUCCUGAGAAGCUCCACCGUGACAUAAAGAUCGAGCUCUGCUUACCAAAGUUGAAGAAAGUGAGUACCUUGGUUUAUACUUUCUAUAGCCUUGAUUGAACUUCAAAUGUU
Messenger RNA from Pistacia vera, 852 nucleotides. Its product is annotated as cyclic nucleotide-gated ion channel 1-like. The record is from RefSeq and is a predicted model, not a curated record. Lineage: Eukaryota; Viridiplantae; Streptophyta; Magnoliopsida; Sapindales; Anacardiaceae. The transcript has 3 exons. Bases 115 to 558 code for a protein of 147 amino acids.